Molecule: messenger RNA, 540 nt
Organism: Closterium sp. Yama58-4
Lineage: Eukaryota; Viridiplantae; Streptophyta; Zygnematophyceae; Desmidiales; Closteriaceae
Source: the annotation of a GenBank genome assembly
AUGCUGCAAAGAUAUUGGGAUGGUAGGAAGAAACUGCUGCAAAUACGGACAGGGCUCAAGGUGCAGCUGGAAGGGGAAGCUCCAAUUAGUUUUCCGACAGUGCUGGUCAAGAGCCGGAAACCAAAAACAGGAAUGAAGGAGUUAGUGCGGAACGGGGUCAGCCAGACGAAUUCACGGGAAAUUCUGGAGGCGGCUACUUGUCAUUUCAGGAAGGCAUUCGACGAGACCUCCGCGGGUGUUUCCGUGCAGAGGCUGGAAUGGACGCUGAGGAAGACGCUGGAAAAAGCAUCAGCGGAAAAUCUGACAAGGGAUUGGUCGGAGAAGGAGGUCAAGCAGGCGCUCAGGGAGCUGGCCAACGACAAGUCACCAGGUCGUGAUGGGCUGCCCAGGGAGUUGUUCCAGCGUUACUGGGAGCUCUUACGGGAACCGGUGAUGAAGAUGGUCGGGGAGUUCGCCGCGAUAGGUAAAAUGCCGGAUGUUGCAAACGAGGCGGUUACUAUCCUGCUGUACAAGAAGGGGGCAGAGAUGGACAUUAAGUAG